This is a messenger RNA of Eupeodes corollae, 6286 nucleotides long. RefSeq lists its product as uncharacterized. NCBI's taxonomy places the organism in Eukaryota, Metazoa, Arthropoda, Insecta, Diptera, Syrphidae. Gene Ontology annotation, molecular function: nucleic acid binding. The transcript is spliced from 2 exons. Bases 405 to 5966 code for a protein of 1853 amino acids. Gene Ontology annotation, biological process: DNA integration. The record is from RefSeq and is a predicted model, not a curated record.
GAGUCUUAUUUUUAAAAAUAAAAUUUGUGAAUGGCAACAUUCUAAUUUGUCAUGUCAAGUAUAAUUGUCUCCCUUUCGAACGAAAGAGAAAAACAAUUAUGAAACAUUGGGCGCGCAUGAUCUCUUCUCGACGAAAUUUUAAGGUUAGAAUUAAAAGAAAGACGAAUUUUUGGUUAGUUGCUAAAAGCAAGUUUAAAAUUGAAGUUAAAAUCUGACCAAUUAAAAUAAAAUCGAACCAAAUAAAAUACAUUUGAGUUGUUCUUCGAUAUUUAUUCUUGGACAGAGUUUUUUGUGCUUGCAGCAACAUAAUUUUAUUUUAAUUGUUGGUGGUACCUAUUCCACAACCGAUUUUCUUAGGAAAAGAUCACCACUACAGUUUUUCCUAGCCAUUUGUUACGGAGAAAAUGGUUCACAGUUGCAGUUUGUCCAGUUGUCGUCUACCAGAUGAUGACUCUAUGGUAUCUUGUGAAAGGUGUAAGCGCUGGUGGCAUUACAGCUGUCACGAUUUUGAUCCCAGCAAGUACGACACAAUAACUCCCUGGUUUUGUGAGGAGGAAGAUUGUGUUCUACGAGAAGAGGGUGAAGUUUCAGGUGUGUUUCCAAGUCGCAGAGAAUCUUUGCCAACAGCCGCUUCCACAGUAGAUGAGGUCGAAGAUGAAAUUAAUUUAAUCAUAGAAGCUGCUGCAGUGGCGCAAGCUGCUGUGGCUCAUCGAGACAAGGAACUUUUGGAGUUGCGUGCUGAACUUGCGGAGACCAAGUUGAAGUUGUCAAAGGUCGCUAUCGUCAAUGAUCACGUAGAUUCUAACUCCAUCAGCGUUCCAAAAUCGAAUUUAAACGCUUCAAAAACGAACAAGUUAGAAAUAAUUAAAAAGAUCCAGGCUAAUCAUCAGGCACUUUUGAACAGCACGAUUGGACACUACCAGUCUACUCCGUUACGACAAACUCUCUCUAAGAAACCAGACCAGCCUACACCACCGUUGCAAGAAACAUCCGAUCAGCAUACAAGGGGAAGUGAUACUUUUUCUCGAGACCAAGAUAUGGCAAAUCUCCUUACUAUAUUAAAUCGCAACAAUGUGCAGGAGCUGCCGAAUUUCUCAGGUGAUAAUAAAAGAGAGUGGCCUUACUUUGAAGAGGUUUUUAGAUGUACCACGAUCGAGGGGAGAUACAGCUCUAAAGAAAAUGUUGCACGUUUGCGUAAGGCAUUAAAGGGAGAGGCCUAUCAACUUGUAAGCGACCGUCUCAAAUACUCAUCUGAUGCUGAUGCGAUAAUGGAUUCACUCCGCACCAUGUUUGGUCGCUAUGACGUCUUGGUUCACGACUUGACUUCGGAUUUAUUAAACCUCCCGAAGCUCACUUCGAAGUGUGAUCCCAAGAUUCGUUUAUGGGCAGUAAAGCUCAACGGAUUUGUCGCAGAUAUCAAAGCGAUGAAUAGAGAAGAAGACCUUACAAAUGGAUAUGUUCUCACUAACCUAGCUUCUAGGUUAGCUGCAGGGCUUUACCAAGAAUGGCAAAAGAGAAAAUCAGUAUUGUCAAGAGUUAAUUUUCAACAUUUUGCUGAGUUUAUCACGGAAAGGGUUCUCGAUUUACCUCCUGAUCUGAUGAAACCUGGUGGAACUUCAGAGCAAAAAAAAUCACAGUCAGCUGUUAUCACGAAAUCUUCUCGAGUCCUUUUACAUCAACCUGUUUCUUCAUCUGCGUCAACCAGCCCAUGUUGUAAGUGCCACAAACAACAUUCUUUGCUUCAGUGCGAAGAGUUUUUAGCUUUGUCCCCAGAUCAGAGGCAGAAAUUCGCUAAGGAGAACUUUGUAUGUUUCACAUGCCUGGACCCAUCGAAACACCAGUGGAAAGCAUGUGGGAAAAAAAGAUCGUGUGGUACUGACGGUUGCAACCGACGUCACCACCCGCUGCUGCACAUGACAUCAAGUGGCAGCAACUUCGAGUUAAAUUCAGCUGCAGUUCCGUUCAAUCCACAACCGCAUUUCCACUCAUCCCAUGUUGGAACCGAUGUCUCAAUCAUGUUCAAGAUAGUCCCAAUAAGGAUUUAUGGUAAUGGAGACUUGUUUGCGGAUACUUACGCUUUUCUGGAUGAUGGAUCAUCAUUGUCGAUGAUUGAGCAGGAUCUCUUUGUUGAACUUGGGCUGGAUGGACAUCCCGAACAACUAACGUUGCAGUGGACGAAAGGGGUGUCUCGGAUUGAAGAUUCUAUACGUACUUCUUUGUCUGUGUCUGGCAUUAAGAGUCGUAAGCGGUAUGUAUUAGAGAAUGUUUACACCAUCAAGGAUCUAGGACUUGCUAGUCAGUCUAUUGAUGUUACCCGUUUACAAAGCAAAUAUCCCCAUCUUCGAGGCCUCCCACUUUCUGAUCUGGUGAAUGCUCGUCCGAAAAUAUUGCUUGGCUUGGAUCAAGCAAAAUUCUUACUAGGCCAUGGUCAGCGUCAUGGCAAGGAUGAAGAACCUCACGCCUUAAAGACUCUCUUAGGCUGGAUCGUGUACGGCAAAUCAGUUCCAUCGAUGAAUUUGUCUAGUUUGAAUCCGGUUUCGAAACCAUCUAUGAACCUCAUGUUCCAUCAUGCUAUUAGGGAGGAAGUUGACCUUCACGAUCUUGUUCAGCUCCAUUUUACCACCGAGGAGUUUGGUGUCAUGCCUCCAAAGGGUGAAUUGCGAAGUCGAGAAGUCAGUCGUUCCUUUGAUAUAAUGGAACGGUCAUUAAAAUUGGUAGACCGGCAAUAUGAGAUCGGCCUUUUGUGGAACUCUGAUGACGUAAAACUGCCUGACAGUUACGAUAUGGCUUUUAAACGUCUUAUUGGGUUGGAGAAGUCCUUAAGGAAGAAGCCUCAUCUACUGGAAUGGCAAAACAAUUAUUUUCGUGAUUUGAUCUCUAAGGGUUAUGCUAGAAUAGCCUCGAAGGAAGACCUGGAGAAGGAUUGGCCUCGGGUUUGGUACGCGCCAACCUUUAUAAUUGUAAAUCCAAAUAAGUUUCCACCAAAACCCAGAUGUGUGGCAGAUGUGGCUGCAAAAGUCAAUGGUAUAUCGUUAAAUACCCACUUGAUGAAGGGCCCAGACAACCUAGUCCCAUUACAUGCUGGACUUUUCAAAUUCAGGGAACGGCAAGUAGCUGUGAACGCCGAUGUGCGUGAGAUGUUCCACAGAAUCCGAAUAAAGUCUGAAGACCAGCAGUGCCAACGCAUUCUAUGGCGGGAAGGAGACACCUCUAGGCAACCGACUGUUUACAUCAUGGAGGUCAUGAUGUUUGGCCCUAGAUGUUCUCCAACAUGCGCGCAGUAUGUUAAAAAUCACCAUGCCAACCUUUUCAAACUUGAGUGCCCAGAAGCCGUGGAUGGAUUGACUAAACGCACGUACGUCGAUGACUAUUUCAAUAGCCAUAACUCAGUUGAAGAAGCUAUUUCUGUUACGAGAGAUGCUAUUCGUAUUUGCCACACUAUGAAUUUUGAUCUCGUUGGCAUACAAUCAAAUAGUCGUGGCCUUUUGGACCAGAUGCCGAAGGGUUAUGUCAAUUCUAAGUUGGUAAGCAUUGAUCCUAACGAAAGCGAUAGUUUCUUUUCUAAAGUUCUAGGUAUGUUUUGGCAUCCAUCCACUGAUCACUUCUCAUACAAACUUUCGGAUGAGGAGACAAUGAAAGAAAUGUUAGCCGAGGAUGCUGUUAUUUCAAAACGACAGAUGCUUAAGACCAUAAUGAAGAUUUUCGAUCCUCUGGGUAUUGUAUCAUUGUUCAUCAUCCGUGGACGGAUUAUACUUCAAGAAGUAUGGAGAGAAGGGUAUGAUUGGGACGAGCCAGUGUCACUUCAUUUGCGAAGCUUGUGGUUGAGCUUUAUAAAUGAUCUAAAGCAAAUCGAAAAUAUCAGAAUUCCUCGACGCUACGUAAUGUGGAACCCUGACGAUUGUAAAGUAAGUCUCAUAGUUUUCGUCGAUGCGUCAGAAAAGGCUUUUGCCGCAGUGGCCUACUUUCGUUUUGCUCGCAAUGAUGAUGUUAAAGUUGCACAGGUCAUGGCGAAGGCCAAAGUUGCACCUGUAAAACAAUUAUCGAUACCUCGUUUGGAGUUACAGGCUGCUGUGCUGGGUGUUCGAUUGUCAGCCACCAUUCAGGAGUCACAUACUAUUAGAAUUGACGAGUUGUUGUUUUUAUCUGAUUCGAAGACUGUGCUUGCAUGGAUCAAUUGCACCAGUAAAUUACCCUCCUUCGUUGCAUCUCGAGUAGGUGAAAUUCUAGAGUCCACUUCUUCGCGUCAGUGGUUUCAUAUCGGCUCUAAAGAUAACGUGGCCGAUGAUGGGACAAAACGAUUCGAGGCAUCAAUGGGAGAUCAAAAUACAAGAUGGUUCCAAGGUCCAGAUUUCCUAAAACUCUCAUUCAAAGAAUGGCCCAUCACACCUUGCAUAACUGUGUCCAAUUCUGUGAGAAAUAAUAGUAAAGGCACCUUAUUAUUGCUCCACGUUUAUAAUCGAAAAAGUUACUAUGGUGCAUAUAAUUUGUUAUCCGCGAGAUUUCAAGCCAGAUGGUCUUCCUCCGUCAGAGUCAUUGCAUUUUUGCUACGGUUCAAACGAAUCCUUCAGAGAAAGAAAACCGAUAGAGAAGUUUUUGUUACGCCUAGUGAGUUUCGUCAAGCCGAAGACUGGUUAUUUAGGAAGAUCCAAGAAGAGUCUUUCUCUAGUGAUAUCACUUUUCUUAGGUCAAGUGGUAAGGUCGGCUCUUCAAGCUCUAUCCUGAGUUUGACGCCGUUUCUUGACGAGGAUGGUACAUUACGACUUAGUUCGAGGGCUCAAAAGGCAAAUUCUUCGUAUUCAUCCCGAAAUCCAGCAAUACUACCCAGCAGACAUCCACUGGUCAACUUGUUCAUCGAUUAUCAUCAUCAAAAGAACUGUCAUAUGGGAACUGCCACUGUUAUUUCUGACAUUCGUGAAAGCGCCUGGAUAAUCAGCAUUCGAGGAGCCGUUGAGAGAGUGCGAAAGGCAUGUUUUAUGUGCAAACGCCUCAAGGCAAGAGCGGCUGUGCCGCUAAUGGGGCAGCUUCCCAAAGCUCGCUUAGCCUUUGACUCCAGACCUUUUACUCAUGUUGGAGUAGAUUGUUUCGGCCCUUUGUUGGUAAAAUUUGGUCGAGGUACUGUAAAACGCUACGGUAUGAUUUUCACCUGCCUUACAUUCAGAGCAGUGCAGAUAGAGUUGUUGAACGACCUAAGUUUGGACCAAUGUACGAUGGCUGUUAGACGUUUCCUUAUUAACCGAGUUGUCACCAGAUAUUUCUAUAGUGACAACGGUCUUAACUUUGUGGGUACAAAAAAUUUAUUGGAUAAGGAUGCUAAAGAGAUGGAAGUCUCCCUCUGUGAAUAUUCGUCAGGGCAGGAGGGUGUUUUAUGGCGCUUUAUCCCGGCCUAUUCUCCAUGGAUGGGCGGGGCUUGGGAACGUCUUAUCCAGUCUAUCAAAAGGAGCAUCGAUUUCGUCCUUAAAGGUCUCGUUCCUAGAGAAGAUGUUUUGCGAAACGCCCUCAUGGAGGCUCAGGGCCAGAUAAACCGACGCCCGCUAACACACAUUCCGGUUGAUCCUGAAGACCCGAAACCUCUUACUCCGAACUCUAUGCUCUUCGGGGAAGAUGAUCGAGACGUUACGGCCCCUGGAAUAUUCUCGGAAGCAGAUUUUUGCAGCAAACUUUAUAGUCGCCGAUGCCAGCACUUGAUGGCUCAGCUAGUAAGGCCCUGGUACCGCGAAUAUCUGCCUGUUAUCAUCAGACGGUCAAAGUGGUUUAAAGACACGAAACCGGUUCAGAUGGGAGACAUCGUAAUCGUAAUCGAACCCAACGAAAUACGUUCAGCCUGGCAUUUAGGUCGUGUCAUUGAGAUUUAUCCGGGACCAGAUGGAGUUGCACGAAUGGCUGACGUGAAACUAUCUAACGGAGUUAUAAAAUAUAAGCGUUCUAUUGGGAGACUCGCUGUGUUGGACUUGGAGUCUUCAUCCUAGGACCUAGUUCUCAGACGGGCCCCGGAAUGUCAUCGAGUCUUAUUUUUAAAAAUAAAAUUUGUGAAUGGCAACAUUCUAAUUUGUCAUGUCAAGUAUAAUUGUCUCCCUUUCGAACGAAAGAGAAAAACAAUUAUGAAACAUUGGGCGCGCAUGAUCUCUUCUCGACGAAAUUUUAAGGUUAGAAUUAAAAGAAAGACGAAUUUUUGGUUAGUUGCUAAAAGCAAGUUUAAAAUUGAAGUUAAAAUCUGACCAAUUGUAAGCUUUGUAUUUUUUGUUAAGAAAUAUUUCUAAUAUUAUAUAUUUUUCUCUAGAAAAUAAAA